GGAACGUCAACAUUCAACAAAGCCAUGCGCAAAGUAAUCAUGUAAGAAGGAAAGGCCAAGUCCAGUUCUAGUUCAGUGUUCGCGAAUAGUUUUUGGUGUCUUGCCUGUGAAGUAUGCCAUUUAUUUCUAAAGAUUGGCGAUCUCCGGGAGAAGAGUGGGUGAAAACUGAAGAGGGCUGGGAAAAGAAAAAAAUUUUAGAGUGCGGAAGACAGCUUAGUUUUAGCCAACAAGAGAAUCUAGAUGGAAGAUGUCAAGAUAGCUAUGGAUCCAGUGAAGUCAACUCUUACGAUAUCAACACCAGAUGUUUCAGUUUACAAGAUGAGGAGGAUAAGGAGAAUAUGGAGGUUGUGGAUAACAUGAGCGAACGGAAAAUCCAAGACGGAGCAGUCCAACCUCAUUGUCAUAUCACCAUAAAGUGCACCAAGGAGAUUGCAGGCUUCAACGGACUCAGUGACGCGUUUAAGAGGCUAGACUUCCGGUCGGCAGUUCAUGAUGUACGGAGGUUCAACUACAUCUGUAAGCUGCUAGAUCUCUUGAUCUCACAGAAGUUGGCAGCUCUGUCCGGCUGUGCCCAGAAGGUGCUGUUCAAUAUGCUUGAAGAAGUUGCCUAUCAAGUGUCGGCAAGUCAGCAAAACAUCCAUCUGCUCCACAAACUGCUGAGACAGCUAAGGGGCAUGAUCGAUUGUGCAUGCUGGGGGAGACCUCUAGGAUCGACACAGCUGUGGGAAACACAUCUGGUCACCAUCAACCGAAUAUUAACCAUUGCUAACACUAUCCAGAUCAGGGAGCCAGGAGAUGAUGUUUUUCCCAAGCUACAAAACUUACCUGAGGAAUGUGUCAGAGAAGUUAUGCUUCGGCUGGCAGACCAUAAGGACUUGGAGGCUAGUGGGAAAGCAUAUAGUGUAAUGGCGAGACUGUGUGACGAACAGCGUAUCUGGCGUGAGUUGUGUCAGUUUCACUUCUCCCCUCAGCAGAUAGCCUUCAUCACAGACCAACAGCAUGGACCUUUAGACUGGCAGCAGGUCUACCACAAGUUGCGCAAAUCAUUCGGGCUGCGUGAGGAGUAUGCCGAGAUGAUCCAACUGUGUCGUAACUGCCGCUGCCUCUUCUGGAAGUCCAUCGGUCACCCUUGUAUCGCUGACACGGACCCUCAGUUUCAGGAGAAGCUGGAAGAUGUGGACAAGAGCUCUCUCCAUGUCCCUAUCCCUCCACAGGCCUUCCUCAAGUUCUUCUCCCUGUAGGUGAGAUGAACAACGGUAUCAAAGAGCGUACGGAAUACGAAGAACGUCCAACGUCCAGUGGCUCGCUGCAGCUGGUUGUAAAUUUAACUGUAAAAUAUGAUAAAAUUGUUUGGUAUGAAUUUAUUCUUUAUUACUGAGUAAUAUAAUGAGUUUUCGUGUCUAUUGUGCACAAUAAUCCUGUUAGCUUUUCGGUUUGGAAAUGGAGACAUGUUUGUUUGUUUAUACUUUUGAUACGAUCGUGGUUUUUGUUGUUAGUGAUUAGUUUUCGAUUUAUGUUGAUAUUCCUGCUUAAUACUCGUUCGUACUUAUGUAAAAUAGCAGAGAAAUCACUGCAGUUGUUAAUAAUAUGUAACAUAAGCGCAAUUAUUAUUUUGGUGCAAAUGUUCAAUGACAUGAAAUUAGGUAAGGAAUUGAGGUAAUAAUAAUUUUACUACCACAAGCAUAAUGCAAAGCUUUUGUUCUUUAAGAGGCUCCAUAAAAAUAAAUAUAAUUUUGCUUUGAUCUUGUUUGGUGAUUGGAUGUUAAAAUGUGAUGUUUGAUUGAGUACCUUUAGGUUUGUAUACAAGUUAUUUCUUCUACCUGUUUCAUUUUGAAUAUCAGACGCAAAUGUGAAGAAAACGUAUUAACUUGUAUAGUCAUAACAGACUGUUCAUAGUUUUAAAAUAUAAUUAACGUAAUAAAUUAAUAAUAAAGGAUAUUAAAAUUAUUCUGUAGUUGUUCUUUUAAGGUUGUGAUAUGUUUUUUCGUGCUACUUAGCGUUGUUGUUGCUUGUUUUCAUAGUUUACAUGUAUAUCAAAUCAAUCUUUACAAUCCCUACAUUCACAUUUCAUGUGUUGGUAUUCAAUUCCAGUGUCCAAUAUUGUUCAUGGACAUAUGAUUUUUAAUACCAUUUUUCAUAAUAUAAAAUCAAUUAAAAAAAUUGGUACGAUAUUAUAGAGUUGUUUUAUCAUAAUUAUAUGUGUGAUAAUUUUGUAUUUUAUGUUUGGUAUGGACCUAAUAUCUGGUUUACUUCUGACUGUAAUACAAUGAAAUGUUGUGCUCUAAUUAUUUAAAAAUGCAAUUAUAUAACAACAAACUUUAUACAUAAUUCAUUGUACAUACAACAUUUUGAAUCAAAUGUCUUGGAUUGUCUUUAACAUAAAAAGUAUUUGUGCGUGAAUUAGAAGUGGUACAUUGUAUAUUGCAGUGGACUCUUGGUAGUUUGACUGUUAUGUAAAUGGUGGGAGGGGGGAUUGUUAUAGAUUGCAAAAAAUGUGUGACUACCAAAGGUUUGCUGCGGUAUUUCACUGAAUUUAACCGUAUAAAUAAAAAACUUCUAUUUAUUAUGUACUAUGACGAUAUCACUGUCAAGAAUAUAAAAUAUACCAUUUUUGCAUUUUUUACUAAAAAAUUUUAAUUUAUUUUAUUUAAAAAAUACAAAAAAAACUUAAUUCUAUUUUUAUGUACUGUACUCAUAGGCCAGCAAACUGCUGGCUCAAACAUCAGACUGUAAAGAAUCAAGAUAAUAAUCCACACAAACCAAAAAUAUGAUUAUUUAUCAAUCAUAAAAUACGCAUUGCACUUAAGUUAAAUGCUGACUAAUUGCUGGAAGGAAUGUAUGCAGUUAUUCAAUAAUAGCAGCUGAGUUUUUGGCAAAUAACUGGCCAAAACCUCUGGUAUUGAAAAGAUCACCGCAAUAAUUAGUUCUGUAAGUAAAUAAUUACUCAUAUUUUUCUGUUAUGUUGCUACAUGUUUUCUUACCUUAUUAAUAAUAGUUUAUUAGCUGUGAUUCUUUUGCAAGUUUUGUGAAACAAAGAAUGUAGUUUUAAAAAUCACUGUUGACCUGAUCAAUGUUUCAUUGGUACUACGAUGCCAGAUUUGGUUCAUUACACCUUAACAUUUUAGUUUGUAAGACAUAAGUCUGUAAGGUUCUAUACUUUUACCAAAAAUAUUAGGAAAUCAUAGAAUUUCUCAAGAGCGGUAAAUGACCUUUAUCUCUACUUAAAAUAAAUCCUUCCUCCUUUCUGACAAGAAAGUUUUUCCCUGAUUUCAACCGUGAGUCUAUGCUAGUAUAAAUUAAAGUUAAAACAAAAUUCUUGCUGAAUCGCCAAUUUGCAGAGUUUAGUUGAGUACUUUCUACACUUUUUUCAGUAUUGCCAUCAUUGCAUAAGGGGAGGAGUUAAAAUAAAGGGCAUAAGAUAAUUAGAAUUGAAUUAUUUUUGAGGAACCCCUUGUUUCUAGGACUGAUCAGUACUAAGAUAUCGGUUCCUCAAAGUGUGUUGUUUGGUGCCUAAGAAAGUCAGUCCAUUGUUAAAAUUGAUAAACACGGUAGCUGUAUUAAGGUUAAAAUAAGUUUCAAUUAGAAGCUUAGAUAUUUACAUGUAGUAAUAGGUGACUCCUCUGUUCAGACUAAAGAGACCUUGAAGCAGUUUUACUGACUAUGCAUUGUACUUGAAGUUACAGCACGUGUUGAAGCUGUGAUAAAGCUCUGGCCAGUUCUGUGUUUCGGUGCCACCUUUGUUAAGAAUCAUCAAUUGACUGUGAAGAAUGGCUGACAUUGUGGCAUACCUACAUCCUUGUUGUGUAUGUGUGUGUUGCGAUUUAAUUGUGAUUUGAAUUUACAAAUUGUGAGAUAGAUAGCUAUCCAGAUAGGUGCCCCAAUAAAACUUCUGGUGGUGAGACUUGAUGGGUGGGAAUGUUUUAUCUCUUUUAAUUAAAGGUAGGAGUACUUUACACCACUUGUUGCAUAAACGCUUCGCUAAAGUUGCAUGCAAAAUGUCCUGUGGUCAGAGGGACAGACAUCAUACAGAAAAGAAAUUUUUACAUCCACCCUGUAGACAAACAAAGAAAUUUUGUCAACCUACUGAGUGAUUACUUCAAUAACGCUCAGCCAAAUUCCAUGAGUGGACUUUACUACAACGAAAAAUCAUUGAACUCAGUGUUGCUAAUAUAUAAAUAGCUUCAUUUUAUAUAUAUAAUAUAUUUUAGCCUCUUGCAAAAUUUAAAGUCUGUAGGUCAGUUCGUUUUCAUGAGACUGUGCAGACAAACUGACAGACAGGAAUGAAAUUUUUAAUCCCCAUGAGUGAUAGGUUUCACUAAUGCUCAGCCAAUAAAUUACUGGAAUCCCUUAAAAUAUUUACUAUGGGUUUUGGGCUGGAUAGGGAUUUAUAUCGCAAGGAACUUGUUUUUCUUUAUCAAAGAUAUUUUUAUGAGAGACUAAUUGUGUAAUAUUUACCACACAACCAUCAUCUCUUCCAUAGAUCAAAAAACGAGAUCCAGUCGCCUUACUUGGAGACUGAGGGCGUAAAUAAAUUUGUGAUAUAUAGAAAGUGGGAUCUCUAUAUUGAGAUUCUUUUCAAAGAUCUUUAGCCUUGCAAAUGCUCGCAGGAUUUUCAACAUCAUAAAUUAUGUACUUUAAGAUCUACCACCUACACUCCUGAAGGAAGCUACAAGUUUUUGGAUACCCUUGGUCUAAGUUCUUCAAGUGGACACCACUGACAACAGAGAUGAGACCUAAAAUGGAGUUGCAUGUGACACAGUUGUUAUAAUGCAGGGUAAUUAGGCCAAAGCUGCAGUUAACAGCUAAUAAGCAGCAGAGCUUGUUUCUUUGUAGUAUUGUUCAAGAUGUUUACAAAACAGUGGGCACUAGACCAAAGACUCUAAGAGAGAGAGAGAGAAAGGGAGGGAGGGAUGGUGGGAGAGAGAGACUUAUUCAAAAAUCAUUAAGAUUUGAAAGGCUUAAAAACGUUGCAUUACAUCACAUUUUUACAAGAAAAAAGUUACAUUAAAUAUAUCUGUCAAAGUUUCUCUAGGACAGGAACUCAUCCACUGUGUAGAAUAGGCGUUGAGCAAGCCAUUUUUCAAAUGGAGUUUGAGAUUAUGGCUGUUUCGACUCCUCAGUUCAUGUGGGAGAAGGUUUUAAAACUUGGUGCCAAUAUAUGCUGGUUUCUUCGCGAACAAUGCUGUGCAAAUGGAAUAUUCCAGUUGUUGGCAAAUCUGGUAUUGUGUUGAUGAAUAGCAGCAAGUCUUUGAAGUCCAUAUGUACAGGCAGACGACGAAAUCACUGCCAGAACGUAGUGAGAAACCACUGUCAGAUUUUCAAUAUCUUGAAAAGUUUUCCUAUCACGUAUUCCCAAUCCAGCUAAUGUUCUUAUUGCCCUCUUUUGGAGAAACAAACCCCUUUCUAAGUUGCCACAGGACGAGCCCCCCCCCCCCCCAAUAAGAUGAUUCCAUAGUUCAUAUGGCUCUCAAAAAGGGCAUGGUAAGUAACAGAGCUUUAGUGUACCACUUAUCUACACAUCUCUUGUCUGUUUGAGAUGUAACGGUAGCCAAAACUUAAGUUAUAAUGCAUAGACUGUACCUUACGUGUCUCCCCAACUCCUACAAAAAUUUAAUGAUUCCUAAUUAUCCAUAUGUCAGUCAGUCUUCAAGUCAUUUUAUUAUUUAUUGUUGCAUCUUGUAAAACACUUUGUUGAUAAUAUAAACUUAAAUUAUCAAAUGUGUGAUUUUUCAUAACUAGUAACUUUCUUCUUAAGCAUAAAAAACACUUAUUAUUAGAGGAUAUUUUAUAAAAUGUUUCAGAAUUAUUAAAUAGCCUGAGCUUUAAUUUAUAAAAAAAUAAUAUAGCAUAACAGUAUGUUUAUCAAUUUUAACUCUAAUAAUUAAGCUAUCAUUUGUCAAACCACUGUAAACAAGUCAUGGUCCAGUGUUGUCUGAUCUUUCUCCAUUUCCAGUAGGUUAGGUUAGGUUAGGCCAAGUCGCACCACGAGUCACUAACCCUUGUGAUAUCCCGCUUGUUGUGAUCGUCCAGGCAGCUACGGUCGUAAGGGAUCAAGUAGGCUAAGCUAAGCUAAACUCUAGGUUAUGUUUUGUCGUUUCUUUGUCUAAGAACUAUUUGUGAUCGUGUCGCUAAGCACCACUAAUUUAGUUUAUCGAGUGAUUUUUUUCAAUAAAUACCCUCAAGUUGAAUAAA
Molecule: messenger RNA, 6192 nt
Organism: Homalodisca vitripennis (glassy-winged sharpshooter)
Lineage: Eukaryota; Metazoa; Arthropoda; Insecta; Hemiptera; Cicadellidae
Product: F-box only protein 32
Exons: 10
Coding region: 114-1241 (375 amino acids)
Biological process (GO): protein ubiquitination
Cellular component (GO): cytoplasm; SCF ubiquitin ligase complex; nucleus
Molecular function (GO): protein binding
Source: RefSeq, a predicted model, not a curated record